Amphimedon queenslandica is the source of this 1010-nucleotide messenger RNA. RefSeq lists its product as uncharacterized. The transcript is spliced from 4 exons. NCBI's taxonomy places the organism in Eukaryota, Metazoa, Porifera, Demospongiae, Haplosclerida, Niphatidae. The record is from RefSeq and is a predicted model, not a curated record. The coding region runs from base 45 to 920 and encodes 291 amino acids.
UGCCCACAACAAUAAAAGACACGUGUAGAUAUAAAGAAAAAGUGAUGAAGGCUGACCUUCGUUCUGCUGCAAUUGUCUGCGGAGCCCUAGCUGGGGUUAUUGGAAGCGGGGCAGUCUUGUGGCGUUUGUGGAAACUGAGAAUAGGCUGUCGUGGCAAUGAAAAUCCUUACGAGACGUGCAAACUUGUAGACGAGUACAUGGCUCUUCACUAUGCCGCACCUUCAGAAUAUUUUACGUACACUUUCGGUCCAAAGGAGGCUGUAGACUUUCCACUUCGUUGUGCUCAACUGUGUAAGAGACACAAGAGUACUGCAGUUAUAUCACGUGCUCUUGACGUGGGUUGUGCCGUUGGUCGUUCAACGUUUGAGCUAGCGACUGAUUUUGACGAAGUGAUCGGUAUUGACUUUUCACAAGCUUUCAUUGAUAAGGCUAGAGAUAUGGUUAGAGACGGAUCAGCUCCUUACCAUAUGACAGUUGAAGGAGACUUAACCUCUGACAUGGAAGCCAGAGUCUCCUCUAACAUAGAAAGGAACAGGGUCAGGUUCAAUGUUGGUGAUGCAUGUUCUUUACCUGAUGAUCUGGGACAGUUUGGUCUCGUACUUGCUGCCAAUCUUAUCUGUAGACUCCCAAGACCGUUGGACUUCCUUAACAAACUCAAAGACCUUGUGGUACCAGCUGGCAUUUUAGUAAUAACAAGUCCAUACACAUGGCUGGAGCAAUACACUCCUAAGAGUUACUGGAUUGCUGGUUUCAUGCAAAAUGGCGAAAGGAAGAGAGGCUUUGAUGCUCUAAAGGACAUCCUUUCUCCUGAUUUCAUUUUAUUAGAAGAAGAUAAUAUGCCGUUUUUGAUACGUGAGACAUGUCGCAAGCAUCAGUGGACAGUGGCUCAUGCAACAGUAUGGAUGAGAAGAAUCCAAUGAGACUAUCAAUAGACAAGAACCUAUAAUCACAGUAUUAUAUGCAUGAUGCUUACUGUUCUAUUGGUUAUUAGAAUUUGAUACUUAAAUUAA